Molecule: messenger RNA, 918 nt
Organism: Suillus bovinus
Lineage: Eukaryota; Fungi; Basidiomycota; Agaricomycetes; Boletales; Suillaceae
Exons: 2
Coding region: 491-751 (86 amino acids)
Source: RefSeq, a predicted model, not a curated record
GUACAAUAUGAAUAUGAGCAAGCGAUCAUGAUGAUAGAUACAACGAAUCGUCAUCGACGAGAGAAAAGUGAUAUCGAAAACCUUCAGCAAAGUCAAUCAAAUGGGGUGGAUAUCUCGGGCCAACGCUAGAAAAGGCCGGGAAUAGAUCAAUUCGUCCUCGUGGUCGAAUCAUACUUUUCGGAUAGGUAAGGUAAGUUCUUGCUCCUCUUCUUUUAUGUUGCUUGGGAGACGCCCGCCGGGAGAAGGCGCGACUGUGUCAUCAACGCAGGUCCGGGAGGAAUUUUUAUCACUCUACAUCAAAUUUCCAACAGACAUUACAUGGCAAUCUGCUGGUAUUGCAGAUAUCAUUGCGGCACACCUACAAGAAGGGGAUAUUCAGAGCUUGGAAAUCAGAUGACCUGACUUAUCAUUUGACGUAUAAGCAAGAUGUUUAUUGUUCACUAACCCCCCCUUCAGAUUGAUUUGAUCCCAUAUCUCAUCCUCAUUCACAAUGCGUUUCUGCUCUGCAACGGUCCUCGCCGUUGGUACUGCUUUAGUGUCUGCCACGGCCGUAGGCGCUGUCGCUGAGCAAUGUUUAUUUUGCGUGCAUGAUUACCAAUGCAGCACCUGUCCGCAACCUACAUAUCAGGGGAUCUGCAUGACAGAUCUUUCCUUUCUGCUGGGCGAGUCAUGUUUCACGUUGAUGCAGUAUAUAGCGGUUGGCACUGACGCACGAGUUACUGUUACUAGUGAUUGGUUGACUCGGAGUUGAUCAAUGUGCGUCAGGACAUCAUCACUCCACUUUCCAGCUCAAAGUAGGGUGCAGGUCACUCACGGCGCAGUCUAGUGCUGUCCCAUACCGUACACUGCGUACAUCUGACUUUCGACUUUGAUGGUUUCGAGAAUGUUCGACAAGGUCUAAUGGUGGAAAAGCUCAAA